Molecule: messenger RNA, 345 nt
Organism: Dovyalis caffra
Lineage: Eukaryota; Viridiplantae; Streptophyta; Magnoliopsida; Malpighiales; Salicaceae
Source: the annotation of a GenBank genome assembly
AUGGCUUUCCAUAACAAGACUGGGAGCCUAGUGAGGCAGUCGAUUUUCCAACAUGGGCAAGCUCCAACGACAUUCGUGCUGAACUCUAUUCACUGCAUAUCUUCAUCGAAGCUUUCCAUUGGAAGGCUUUCGUGGUCAACUGAUGAUCAAAAUCUCAAGGAUACGUCUGCUAACUUUGGAGAAAUUACUGAUGCAAGGGUUGGCACGGAUAGAGAUACAUGGGGGAUUGAGGUUUACUUUUGCCCUCGGAUACUUUAUGUAGGUUUAGACCUAAAGGUCGAGCAAGAUCCCAAUGUGCAAGCUGAGGCAUCCCAAGACAAAACCCAUAUGCCAUAUGUUGAUUAA